This is a messenger RNA of Macrobrachium nipponense, 625 nucleotides long. RefSeq lists its product as uncharacterized. The record is from RefSeq and is a predicted model, not a curated record. NCBI's taxonomy places the organism in Eukaryota, Metazoa, Arthropoda, Malacostraca, Decapoda, Palaemonidae. Bases 1 to 615 code for a protein of 204 amino acids. The transcript has 4 exons.
AUGGGGAUGCUGGUGUGGCAUCUGCAGGUCAGUUGGUGUGGUGAGGAGCUGAAGAGCAGAUUCAAGGUUGAUCAGCUGAUCGCAACUGUUACAAGAUUUCAGAAUUCAGUAUCUUCUACUUCUGCUGGACUUUUGAAGGAGAAACCAAAGGAGAAGGUUGCUGUUGAAAUAAAUGUGGGUUGUGUGUCUGCUGGAUGGAGGCAACCCCGUCCUUGUGUUGCAGAUGGUUGUUCAUCUAUUGGGAAAUUAAGAUGCUCAGUUUGUAAAGCUUUUUAUUGCUCCAAAGUUUGUCAGAUUGAUGACUGGUUUAGCCACUCAAAGAGCUGCCGUAAGCCACCACCUUUAGAAAACUUUGAUGACAAUAGUAAUGAAACUGGUGAGGAAUAUACAGCACCAUUUCCUAAAUCGUUACACAAAGGCAAUGUGGUAGAAGCUAAUUCAAAAAUGGAGAAGCAAGUUUGUAGUGACUUUACCAAUGAUGAACCUCCCACCUGUGAAAAUGAAGUUCCAAAAUCAGUGUCAUUAAGACUAAGUGAAUCUAAAAAGGUAAAUGAUAAAGUCAUAAGUGGUCUUAGCAGUAACAGAAAUGCAGAUGCUGUAAUCUGUGAAUUGUGAAAGUAGACCA